UUGCAGCUAGGAGUUUCAAAAUGCACUCAUUUUCAGACAAGCUGGACGGGUCGUCAUCUGUUUGAUGCGGUAUGCCGUAUUAUCGGCCUACGUGAAGUUUGGUUUUUUGGCCUGCAAUUCACAAACAAAAAGGGCUUGCCAUGUUGGUUACAAAUGGAUAAAGAGAUUCGCAAGCAAGAUGUGCCUAGAGGGGAGGAUGGAUGUAUGCAGUUUUUGUUCCUAGUCAAAUUCUAUCCGGAGGAUGUUGAAGACGAACUCAUUCAGGAUCUCACAAGGCACCUCUUUUUCUUGCAAAUAAAGCAAGCCAUCUUAUCCAUGGAUCUUUACUGCUCUCCCGAAGCUUCCGUACUACUUGCAAGUUUCGCAGUCCAAGCUAUCAAUGGCGAUUGUACAGAUGAAAUAGAGCCAUUAGAUCUGGAUAAAUUAUUACCAAAGAGUGUUAUUGAUCAGUACGAUAUGAGUGCUGAUAUGUGGCGUGAGCGGAUAAAACGAUGGUGGACCAAUAAUCAUGGACAAACAAGAGAAGACGCUGAAAUGGAGUAUCUUCGUGUUGCUCAAGAUCUUGAGAUGUAUGGAAUUCUCUAUUAUCCUAUUUGCAACAAAAAGGAAACAGAUCUGCAUCUUGGGAUCUCAGCUCAAGGCCUUGGAAUUUAUAAAGGUUCUAAUCGUAUAACCCCAAGACCUUUCUUCUCUUGGAGUGAAAUCAAGAAUAUUACUUUCAAGAAUAAAAAGUUUCACAUGAAGACUGUGGACAAAUCUACGAUAUCUUUCCGCGCUCAAGAAAGGACGAUUAAUCCAUCAAUUCUCGACCUCUGCAUAGGAACACAUAACCUUUAUCUCAGACGACGGCAGCCGGAUACUCUUGAGGUUGUCUUUUCAUUGCAACGGUUCUUCUCAUAA
Strongylus vulgaris is the source of this 900-nucleotide messenger RNA. The record is from the annotation of a GenBank genome assembly. Lineage: Eukaryota; Metazoa; Nematoda; Chromadorea; Rhabditida; Strongylidae.